GCGCGUCCAGGCUCUUUGUGCGCAUGCGCGCUCGCACUCCUUCUCUCCCUGCGGAGCUCGGCUGAGUCAGUCAGUCUGUCGGAGUCAGUCUUCCGAACAGGCGUCGCCGGGAACUUCGGAGAGCCAGCUGCUGGAUUAUUCUGUGUCCCCUCCCACUCUCCCGCCCUACGUCUCUCUUCACCCUUCUCCCGCCCUUGCUCGUACAGCCAUGGCGGAGUCGUCAGCGGCCACUCAGUCCCCGUCAGUCUCCUCGUCGUCCUCCGGGGCCGAGCCGUCAGCUCUCGGCGGCGGCGGCGGGAGCCCUGGAGCCUGCCCCGCCCUGGGGGCGAAGAGCUGCGGCUCCUCGUGUGCGGAUUCCUUUGUUUCUUCCUCUUCCUCUCAGCCUGUAUCUAUAUUUUCGACCUCACAAGCGGGAUUGAGCUCUCUUUGCUCUGAUGAGCCACCUUCAAAAAGUAUGACUUCCUCCUUUCUUUCAUCUUCUGAAAUACAUAACCCUGACCCUACAACACCGCUUGGAGAAAAGAGUGAAACAUUAGGUAGCCAGUUUGUUCUAGCUAAAGGAAAAGACCCCUUGGUUCUUCUAGAUAAGAAAAAACUGGACUCACCUCAGGGGACCAACAAGGACAGAGUAGACGCUCCGGUUUCUCUUGCAACUGGCAUUCCUUGCAGCCACCCUUCUAUUCCAGACAGUUUCCCAGAGCAACCUGCUUUUCUGUCAAAAGAAAUUGGUCCAGCAGAAGAGUGGGUAGUUAAAGACCAAGAACCCAAGAACCCAAACAAGGUUCCAGAUGGGGAGGACAGAAGUGCACUGGAUUUUGGGCAGUCUAAGGCAGAACACAUUUGUACAUAUUCCUUGUCCCCAUCUGAACUUCCAGUAGCCAGUGUAGAAAAAGAUUCUCCUGAGUCACCGUUUGAAGUAAUUAUUGACAAAGCAACAUUUGACAGAGAAUUUAAAGAUUUGUAUAAGGAAAACCCAAAUGAUUUGGGUGGCUGGGCAGCUCAUGGCGAUAGAGAAUCCCCCGCAGACUUGUUGGAAAUGAAUGACAAACUCUUUCCACUGAGAAAUAAAGAGGCAGGGCGUUACCCAUCCUCUGUACUGCUCGGUAGACAGUUCUCACACACUACAGCAGCACUGGAAGAGGUGUCUAGAUGUGUGAAUGAUAUGCAUAACUUUACUAAUGAAAUACUGACUUGGGACUUAGAUCCCCAAGCAAAACAACAGGCCAAUAAAACAUCUUGCACCACAGAAAGUACAGGACUAGACAGGAGUGAACUUCGCUCAGAAAUUCCAGUUAUAAAUCUUAAAACAAACCCUCAACAGAAAAUGCCUGUAUGUUCUUUUAAUGGGAGCACUCCCAUUACCAAAUCCACAGGUGACUGGACAGAAGCAUUUACAGAAGGAAAACCUGUAAGAGACUACCUCAGUUCCACAAAAGAAGCUGGUGGCAACGGUGUGCCAGGCAGUUCUCAGCUUCAUUCUGAGCUGCCUGGCUCUAUGCCUGAGAAAUGGGUCUCAGGCUCUGGAGCAGCCACAGUGGAAGUAACUUUACCUAACCUGAGGGGUGCCUGGCCUAACUCUGUGAUGGGGGAAGUCACAGAGGUUGAUAGUUCUGGGGAAUCUGAUGACACAGUAAUAGAGGACAUCACAGAAAAACCUGACUCCCUUCCAAGUGCUGCUGCAAAAACAAGUGAAAGGGAAAUCAAAGAGACUCCCAGUCGUGAAACUGUGAGGAGUGAAAUGUGUGAAAACUCUGAGCAGCCGCAGGCCCAGCCAGAAACUCCUACUCAGAAGAGUCUGGAAGGUGAGGUGGCUUCACAAGUACCUAAUACCCUGAAUGAAGUCACACCUGAAAAGCUUGAUAUGACUAACAACCCCAAAGUUUGCUCAGCAGCACCUCCAAGUGUUCUUAAUGAGACAGGAUUCUCACUAACUGUGCCAGCUUCUGCCAAGUUGGAAUCUUUGCUUGGAAAAUAUGUUGAAGAUACAGAUGGUUCCUCCCCAGAGGACUUGAUGGCUGUCCUCACAGGAGCCGAGGAGAAGGGGAUAGUGGAUAAAGAGGAAGGUGAUGUUUUGGAAGCAGUGUUAGAGAAGAUAGCAGACUUUAAAAACACUUUGCCUGUGGAACUCUUGCAUGAAAGUGAGCUAAGUGGUUCUGAAACCAAAAAUAUUAAAAGCAAAUACAGUGAAGACAGCAGAGAAACAACUGGAGGUGCCCCUACGAUGUCUCCCGACUUAGAGCAGGAGCAGCUCACCAUCAGAGCCAUUAAAGAAUUAGGAGAAAGGCAAGCUGAGAAGGUGCAGGAUGAAGGAAUAUCUUCUGGAGGAAAACUCAAGCAAACCUUUGCUCCACAGUCUGGGCCACAGAGUUCAUCUGACAUCCUAGAACACACAGAUGUCAAAACUGGAUCUGAUCUUGGAAUUCCCAAAAAUCCUACUAUCAUCAAAAACACUAGAAUAGAUUCUAUUUCCAGCCUUACCAAGACUGAAAUGGUUAACAAGAAUGUUCUAGCAAGACUUCUCAGUGAUUUCCCAGUGCACGAUCUGAUUUUCUGGCGAGAUGUGAAGAAGACUGGGUUUGUCUUUGGCACCACACUGAUCAUGCUGCUCUCUCUGGCAGCCUUCAGUGUUAUCAGUGUGGUCUCUUACCUCAUCCUGGCUCUUCUCUCUGUCACCAUCAGCUUCAGAGUCUAUAAGUCUGUCAUUCAAGCUGUGCAGAAGUCAGAAGAAGGACAUCCAUUCAAGGCCUACUUGGAUGUGGACAUUACCCUGUCUUCAGAAGCUUUCCACAACUACAUGAAUGCUGCGAUGGUGCAUGUCAACAAGGCCCUCAAACUCAUUAUUCGUCUCUUUCUGGUAGAAGACUUGGUUGACUCCUUGAAGCUGGCUGUCUUCAUGUGGCUGAUGACCUAUGUUGGUGCUGUUUUUAAUGGAAUUACCCUUCUGAUUCUCGCCGAGCUGCUUGUCUUCAGCGUCCCAAUUGUCUAUGAGAAGUAUAAGACACAGAUUGACCACUAUGUUGGGAUUGCCCGGGAUCAGACCAAGUCAAUUGUUGAAAAGAUCCAAGCAAAGCUUCCUGGAAUCGCCAAAAAAAAGGCAGAAUAAGCACGUGAAGCAAGAAGUGCAUCAGUUACUAAAACACCAUUUAAUAGUUAUAACAUCAUCACUUGUACUAUGAAGGAACUUGCUCAGUGUCAGCUAGAGUUUGGUUCCAAGUUGUUUGUUCAUUUUAAUUUGGUGUUCUCUCCCCUCCUCUCCCUUUACCCUCAGUACCAAGCACAAGAUGUGUUAGACUGAAAAAAGAACUGAUCUCUUAGAACCGUAAAGAAUAAAGAUUGAAUCAGAUUACUAGAAUUAAUCAGACCAUAGUGGGGUGGAGCUUUACAUGUACCAUAAAAGGAGAAAAAGAGAAGUGUCUCUAGGGUCCUCUCUCCAGUUCCAAGGACUCGUAUACAGCUCCCAUUUAUAAUUUUGCCCUUAUUUUUAAGUUAGGAAAUAAUGAUUAACUUAUGAAUAAAUAGUAUGGGGCAAGAGUGGGAUUUCUUCCGUUGGGUUUGUAUGGCCCUCCAGUCCCACCUUCCUGCCUUACACAUAAGCAGCUACUCUUACUGCUCCUCUUCUUCCUUAAUGAAAGAACUCUCAGCUCUGAAUAACUUACAGAACUCCCAGAAUGCCACCUGAGAAAUGGGGGUUGGGGGGACAGUGGGUGGAGCAGUCAGCAGGAGGGCAGCCACCACCCUCUCUGCGGCUGCUCCUAGGGAAGGAAGGGCUCUGGGGCUGGGAGGGCCGUGUACAGCCCUUGGUCUGGGAUCCAUGUGUUGGUUGAGAAAUCAUUCCAGAGUGUGCUUUCCCCUCUCCCUGCCCACCUUACCUCACGUUUAAUAAAUAUGGUUGUACUUUUCUUAUUAUGAAAUAAAUGUCUGUAACUGCUGUACACUGCUAUAAACUUGUUAAAGAAAAAUAAUCUGCAUGUGGGCUCCCAGCCAUUGAGUUAUUGUAAUCCUAUCUCAGUCUGUGGAGGAGGAGGUACAAGAACAUGAAAAGCCUUCCUUCUAUUUCUUCCCUGCUGCUUCCUCCUGUGCUUUGCAGUGCUUUAGCCUGAGGACCAAAGCCCCACUGACUGCAAGUCAUGUAUCUGUUGGCGUCCAGAGGCCUGGCUGACUGAAGAGGUCCAUUUCUAGAAGCAGGACAUGCAGCUGCUUGGAGUCAGUGCAGUUCUAAAAGGAUCUCCAUUUUCAGACAUAUUGAUGAAAUAGUUCAUACCAUGAUCCACAGUGCUCAUUUGGAUCGUGUUUUCCAGAACUUUUAGGUUGUGGGUGGCCAAGCAAGACCAGGUGGUACUGAUAGAUACAACAGAACUUACAGUGGCAUCAGUGGAGGGGUCCAGGAUCUUAAUUUCUCAGACCUUGCAUCUCUCCUUCAGCAUGGAAAUCCAGUCAGCUUGAAAACUGGCAUCCAAGAGUCCUUCAUUUCUCAAACCCUGCCUGCCCUAUUGUGAGGAAGUAGGAGCUGGGGAUUUCAAGGUAUUUGAUGGUCACAAAGUUCUGUGACUGUAAAAGUAGGAAUUAGUCGUCUUUCCAGUCCUUUUGGGAAACGACUCACAGACUGCGAUAGGUAGAAUGCCUUACUCCAUCUUCUCAAGUUCCUUUGCCCCUGUACAUUUUGAAUCUUUCAUUUCCACUGUAGACAACACUCCCAUCACCAUGCUCUGCCCUCCCAGGAAGUGAACGCACCCAUGGUCUAUGGGGUCUCCUAACAAGGGACCUCGUUCUGCACUGGAAGCCUCCACAGUUUGCUCUUUUCUUUGUUGCUGCUGCUGUGUUAAAAUAAUUGGAAAGGUUUCUGUGUUACAUGAGAGGGUUUUUUCGGUUUUGUUUUUUUAAACAAAGACUCGUAGAGAUGAAAAAAUUACUAAUGAAAUUGUGUACGUGUCUGUGCGUGCAACAUAAAAACAGUAGUACCAAGAAGCUCUUUUGGUCCCUGUAAAACUGCAAAUUGAUGUAUUAAUUAUAAAUAAAAAACACAGUGACUGUCUCAUCA
Mus musculus (house mouse) is the source of this 5038-nucleotide messenger RNA. It is a transcript of the gene Rtn3, whose product is annotated as reticulon 3. Lineage: Eukaryota; Metazoa; Chordata; Mammalia; Rodentia; Muridae. Gene Ontology annotation, cellular component: Golgi apparatus; Golgi membrane; endoplasmic reticulum. Gene Ontology annotation, biological process: endoplasmic reticulum tubular network formation; negative regulation of amyloid-beta formation; endoplasmic reticulum tubular network organization. The record is from RefSeq and is marked validated. The coding region runs from base 209 to 3103 and encodes 964 amino acids. The transcript has 9 exons.